Molecule: messenger RNA, 743 nt
Organism: Tricharina praecox
Lineage: Eukaryota; Fungi; Ascomycota; Pezizomycetes; Pezizales; Pyronemataceae
Exons: 3
Coding region: 147-743 (198 amino acids)
Source: RefSeq, a predicted model, not a curated record
CCACCCACCUCUCUUCUUCUUCUCUUCUUCUCUUCAUCACACAUCGCAAGUUGACACAACUCUCUGAACCAACCCCAACGCCAUUCGAAAACCAAACUUUCAGUAAGUAGGUCCGUCAUAUCACACAAACUCAGUCGCAAGAAUGAAUGCCAACACGAUAUCUACCAGAGAUGUCUCCGAAAAGAUACGACCUUCGCAAGCGCGCCACGAAGCCCGCUGCUUCUGCCGUCAAGCCUGGCCGCAAGGCACCCAAGAUCCCCAAAGCCGCCAGCGGCCUCUCCAAGUCCACCUCCAAGAAGUACGUCUAUGUACUGAAGCCCAGCGCCAUGGCGCGGCUCGCGGACAUGGAGUUUGACGUUCACACCACGCUCGUGCAGGGUCCGCGUUUCUACCUUCAGCCUGGAGGCAAGAAGCGUGCCCCAAGCGGCGUGGUGUCCAUGGUCGCCACCGUGCCCGCUGGGGUCGACGCCCAGUGGCCGGUGGAGCUGGACUUCGAGGAGAUGGAUUGGGAGGCGAAUCAAGAGCAGGAGGAGAUGGAAGAAACCCAUGAGGAGCAGAAUGAAGUAGACGACGAGGAGAUGGAAGAACAGCAGGAUCAAGAGCAGGACCAGAACGAAGAAGACGAGAAGGAUAACGAAGAAGACGAGGACCAGAACGAAGAAGACGUGAAUCAGAACGAAGAAGACGAGGAGCAGAAAGAAGAAGACGAGGAGAAGAUGCAGGAGGUGGAGGAGGAGGAAUAA